AUGUGUCAGCUGAGAUUUUUUUUUUUUUUUUUUUUCCCCACCAAGGCAAAUGAUGACAGUAUUUUGAGUUUCUUCUCUUUUCUGUGCAGGUGUACAUCUUUGUACUUAAAAUGGGGCAUAUACGUGCCUGUGUACCAGGGUGUCGUCACUCUCUUUGUGGUGCUCAAUUUUUCUCUAGCAACAUUCAUGGAUCCAGGAGUCAUACCCAAAGCUUCAACAGACGAAGACCGGGAUGACGAUUUCCGAGCGCCACUGUACAAGAAUGUGGAGAUAAAUGGCAUCACAGUCCGAAUGAAAUGGUGUGUCACAUGCCACUUUUAUCGGCCCCCCCGUUGCUCACAUUGUUCUGUCUGCAACCACUGCAUAGAGACAUUUGACCACCAUUGCCCAUGGGUCAACAAUUGCAUUGGUCGACGGAACUACCGCUAUUUCUUCAUGUUCCUGUGCUCUCUCAGCAUUCAUAUGAUAUCCAUCUUCACCUUCAGUCUUAUACACGUGCUUGACAAGAAGGAUAGUUUGACUGAAACGACCACCAUUGUGAGCAUGGUGGUAAUGGGAGUAAUAGCAGUACUGUUCAUACCCAUUCUUGGCCUGACGGGCUUCCACAUGGUAUUGGUUAGUCGUGGCAGGACAACCAAUGAGCAAGUCACGGGCAAGUUCAGAGGGGGCUACAACCCUUUUUCACGGGGGUGCUGUCGAAACUGUUGCUAUAUAUUGUGUGGCCCCCAGUAUCCAAGUAUCAAACGACCAGCAAAAUAUAUAGGGAGAUAUAGGUUCACACCAUCUUUGAGUCCUCCAGCACCAGUGUCAACAAUAACAAGUCAAAGUCAAGUACGAGUAUAUAUGGACAAUGGUGUUCAGGCACCUAAUUCUACAGCCUACAGUCAAGACACGGCAGGCUUGAUUGCUCAGGAUAACCUGGUGGAGGGGGGAGGGGCCGGAGCAUCAUCUUCGGUCACAGUGAGCACGGGUGGGGCAGGAGAGUGUGAUGACAACAGCCAGCCCCCUCCUGGAAUGAGUCAGAGUCAGGAUUGCGAACCCACACCACCCUUGCCCAGGCAUCCCUCGAAGACUAACUUCUUCCAGCCAGAUGCACCGCCCACACAUCACCACCCGCCGUACCAUCACCACCACCACCACCACGCGUACGUGGACUCCCCUCGUAAGGCAAAUGCUAAUCAGCAGGUCACAAGGCCCCCACGAUCACCAAACUCCUCGAGACCACGAGGCUUGGACGGGCGGUCACGAUCCACGACUCCAGACCCUCUAUCUCCAGACCGCCCGAUGCAGACAUCUCCACCAGUCCCUGGGGGUCCACGCACAGGACCAUCUAGUCCUAGUGGCCAGCAGGUCUACCAGGGUGUUCCAGGUUCUCCAACGUUACAUCAUCGCAUGAAACAGCUAGGAGGGGUUCCAACACCUCUGGCCAUGUCGUCUCCUCUUCGUCGAUCGAACCCCAGUACUCCCACACAACCUCGACGUCCUGAUUUCAUUGGGAUUGGCAAUGAAGGAGGCAGAGUUCCACCACAAUACUACCCACAGUACUCAUAUGAACCACCUCAUAGUUCACACCAAAAUGGUUCACCACAACGUCGGUACAUGUCAGAAUCAGAACUAAUACGGCAGCCACCGGAAACAGGUGGACAGUAUCCUCGUACCACUACAAUGUUUGAUAACAUUCAAGAAUUAGCUGGUUCACCACAACAUGGUCAGUACACUUGGAGGGAUCAGUCACCUCCUCAGUAUUGUCAAGGUGGACCCAGUAACCCAAAUGUUGUCUACCAGACUUGUGGCUCUCAAGAGUAUAGAUCAAACCCAACAAGUCCAACUCAAACAUGUCCUGCACCUCAUUACUAUCCACCAAUACACCAUAGUCAAAUGGCAGGUCCACAUGGUGGCCAUUACCCCACAACUCAUCAACCAUCAUACAAUCAGCACAUGAGCCACCAAGCCCACCAGGGAUAUCCACCCCAGCAACAGAUGGUUGGGCGACGCAACUCAGGACCAAGUUAUGUUGGGCCACAGUCACCACAGAUCAGACGAAAGAAUUAUGCAGGAGGCCUUGUUACUCCUCCUACACCAACAGAGACUGGUCGGCCAAGUCCUGGUCAGAAGAGACCAGUUUCUUUUGUGAGGUCUUUAGAUAUGAUGGACAGUAUAGAGAUGUCAUCACGAGGUCCUCCCCAUCAUCAAGGUCCUCAUGGACCUCCACAUGAAGGUCAUCAUGCCGUGAUACAUAGCCAGAGGUCUCAUGGGGGUACGCUCAGCCCAACACACACUCCCAAGCCUGACCACCGUCUGACAACACCACAAGAUCUUGACCGACGAUCGGCAUAUGACAUGAACUAUGAAAUCAGUGUGUGAAGUACUAACAACCUGUUGCAGAUGCCUAAGAAUUUGAGUGUGUUUUUCAUGUUUGUCUGUAUGUAUGUGUGAACUUGUCUGACCAAAAUGUUAGAGCAGCAGCAGGACAUAAUUAAACUGAAGAACAUUGAUAAGUGUGAAGGUGGUGACGUGUGACAUUGUGCCAAGCUGAACUGUCCAGAUGAGAUAAAAAGGAGGUCAGAGCAACCUGGAAAAAGAAAUAUUAACAAGAAAAUUUUAACUGACCAAGGUACUGACCUCUUCACAAGAGAACUGGGCAAUUCUUGCCAAGUGUGCACCUAUGCUAGUCACAAAUGUUUCUUUUAGGAGCCAUGACUUGAAAUAAGACAUUAUAAAAAGCUUAGUGUAGUGCAGCUGGGGCAUUCAUGGACAAUUGCUGUGGCUGUGGUAAUGCCAGUAGCUUGUUUGUUGCCCUUGUGAUUCAAAAUUGUUUAAGUUUUUAACUUUUUUUUCUUUUUUUUUUAGAAGAUGGGCAUUUAAGAGCGUUCAUUGUUUUGAAUUGAGAAAAUUAUGCUCUUAUUGAACAUAAUUUGAGGAGAAUUUAUUUCCUGUUUCUUAGUGAAAGAAAAAAGUGAGCCAAAGAUGGCAUCGUCAAAUAUUCCCCCACAGAACACUUACAGAACAGUCUUGUCAGGUGCCUCACCACCACUUACACCAGCCCUGUAACUCAUCAACCACAAGCCCUGGGUAGGAGUUGGCAUGCCUCCACAGCCCUUAGAAACUCGGAAGGCUCACAGUAGACCAACAGCCCCGCAAACCAGGACCCACACACGCUGUUCCACCUGCCUCCAACAUUCCUGUUCUGUGUAUAUUUCAUGUAUUUAUACACCUCCCAUCCUGGUAUUAAUAUAGCCAUACACAUUUUCAUUCUCUGCUACAAUCAUAUUCCAAAGUAGAUGAUUACAGUUUGAAAGAAGAAUUAGUAAUUAUAAUGGAAAUCUGUUUCACAGGAACCUUAAUUUUCAUCUCAAUUUUUAUUAGGCUUAUAAUAUUCACACAUAAAUGUAAAGAUUGUGAUUAUUAGAUUUCAAUUCAUUGACAAUCAUGGGUUUUAAUAGAUGAAAGUGCAUAUGUCUAAUGAGAGCUAAAAUUGUGCAUAUUGAAAUGGCCAUUGCAGAUUGCAACCUAAGUAACCCCAUCAGGAGAGUGAGGAAAGUUUUGUCAGGUAAAGACGAUUCUUUCUCUCCCAUCUUUUUCGUCUUCCCAGGAUAUUAGCUGGUACUGGUACUUGGCCACCACCUUUGAACAGUGUCUUGAGAAGGAUGGACAUGAAGACUUGAAUACAAUAAUUUUUUUUCAGUGCAGCUCAAUGACAGAAGCUAUUGUUUGUAAGACUGGAUUAGCAGUGAUUGAUUAUAGUGGUGGUGAUCUUGAUUGCGAUUUUUUGCGCAAGUUUGGAGUUUCGAUUACAAUUAACCAAUAAUGUAAUUGUUUUUAUAUUGAUUACUGGAUGAUUUUACGAAUGUUUUCCCCCAUGAUUUUAUUGUUUUAUAAAUUUUAAUAUUGUUAAUGUUUAUUGAUUUUAGCAGGAAAAAUUAUCUUUGAGCAUAAUUACUUUAGAAACUAACUUGUCAGAACUUCAAGCUACAUUAACAUUCAAGGGUAUGCACAUGCUCUACUGUUCUUUUCUUUAUAACAAUUGUCUUAAAUCAGUAGUGAUUAAAGAAAUUGGAGCUAUAAUUGAAGUUCUUGUGGAAAGACAAUCAUAAGCAAAAGAACCAAAUGAAUACAUUGCUCCUUUCAAGUCAUAAAUAUUUGGAUUAGAUAGGUUUGAGAGUUGAGUGACAUAAAUAUUACCAUAGCAUUGAGUGCUAAUGUUGAGAAGGAAUGAGCUGUGACCAGUAGUUGAUAAGGGUAUGUUUAAUUAUAUCCAUCUUUUAGUGCAUGUUUUUGACAUCUUUGGCACUGUGCCAACUGUGUUUAUAUAUUGCUUGACCAUCACAGUGUUGAGGCUGAUGAAUUACUUCAAAAGGAAAGAUUUAUACUGAAAUCCCUGUUCUAUUUUGAGUAUAGCCUAUUAGUACUUUUUAUACUUAGUCUUCAACUCUCCCUUUAAUCUCAUGAAAUAUUUAUGAUCACAGUUUUAUGAUUUGUUGUUUGUACUUAUUGAUUGUAGUUGGAAAGUUAGAUUUUAUUGAUGUAAAUUCUAUUAUUUGAAUUGAGUUUUCAGUUUAUAAUUUGAACUGAUAUUUCUUUUGAUUAAGAAAAAAAAGUAGAUAUUCUGGAUAUAUUUCAUAUGCAGUCAAAAUGUACCAAAGGAACAUUAUUUUGGUUACUUUGUAACGUUAUUUAUACGUACCACUUAAAUGCUUUGAUAGUAGAAAUUUUCUAAGAAUAGUCUCAUUGAAUGAAAUUACCAAGCAAGUUUGUAGUUCAGUGAAAUGCAUCCAUCAAAGUUAAAUGCAGAAUUGAUGGCUUUAUAUAAAUUUGUGUGACUUUUUUACUUGGAGUAAUCUUUGUGAAGAUAAGAUCUAUAAGGGCUCUUGGUGUUUGCUUGAGUGGACACAAGAUGUGCACUUAAAUGUUAGUUCUGGGAUCUUAACAAUGUUUAAUUGUAUUUUACAUGUGUCAAUUCUGUUUGUUUAGCAGCAGGUGUGUAAUGUCAAGAAUGUAAAAUUUUAUUAUAGAUUUCCCUGGGAAAGUAUAGAAUUUACUUUUGCCAGCAGAAAAUUUUCAGAUGGACUUUGUGAUGAACUUUGUAUUGAGUGUGAUUUAUUUUUACUUAAAACCAUCACCAUUACAAAUGAAAACCAAGUGAUUGACCUUUUAAAAGACAAGCAUGGGCUGUGUUUGGAGGCUGAUGAUGGGCUAAAUUAUGAUUUUAUAUAUAUAUAUACAUAUAUAUAUAUAUAAUAUAUAUAUAUAUAUAUAUAUAUAUAUAUAUAUAUAUAUAUAUAUAUAUAUAUAUGUUAGAGUGAAGGGUGUGGGUUAAGAGUGAGCAGAAUAUGAAAGUUUUGCUUUGUUAUCAGGAAGGAUAACUGACAGCUAAAAGUAAUAGGCUUUGGGUAAACUGGGUUGUAGAGCAUGAACAUGCCCAGUGGGAAUAGUUUUGGCUUGUCUGAUAAUUGGAAUGGAUUUGGUAAUAUUGUUAUAGCAGGAAAACAGGAAAUAAUGAUUUGAUUAAGGGAAUAGUGUAAUAGAAAAGAUCAGACAUUUUUCAUAAUCUGUAGGCGAAACUGGCCAAGUUUUUUUCCUUGUUUUUUUUCAUUGUUUUUAGUUCUAUUCCCAACUGGAUAACUUCACUGCUAUAUAUAUAUAAAAAAAAAAAAGUGUUAGGAAUGUAAACCAUUAUUUUCAUUUUGAUGAGCAAAUAAGUACCAAUUUUUGGAAGAGCAGAACCCUUGUUCUUGCUCCUAGGUGUUUUAUAAUGCCAGAUGGGUUCAUUCUAGGUUAGCAGGAAUUCCCCGAAAUUUCCAAAAGUAGCACGAAGCUAAUGCCCAACCCAUCCAUAUACCCCUUCCCCCCAGCCCACCCACCCACCCAACACCAAUCAGGAAGUGUCUUGGACCUUAGAAUCCCUCAUAAUGUAGCAAUUUGUACUACCUGUUUCUACAAGGCUUUACCCCCCUCCCCCCACACCCCACAACACCAUCCCAUGCUUUCAGAAUUUUAUUUUAAUUUAUUGAAAAUAAAGAGAGUCUUUCUACAGUUUGUAUGAUUAUUUUCUUUUUAUGAUUCUUAUUCUUGACAUAGGUUUUGGUGUGAUGUUAAUUUUUCCUCAUGAUGGCUCCUCCGGAAGCAGCCCAGUGUCAUAUGAGAUGUCCCCUUUUAUAAUGAAACAUACUGUUGACUUAUUCCACUACAGAUAUAAUUUUUGAUAGUUAUUCACAACUGACUUUUCACUUUAGAAUCAUUUGCACUUUCACUGCAGCUAUGUGGUGAGUAUUUAUUUUACUUACACUGUUAACAUAUUGAGUAAAAAAAAAGGAGCCGAGCACUUUGUAUUGAUUGAAAAAAACAGUAGUAACCAAAGAAGUGGCACAAGUAGGCAAAUGCAUAUUGUAAAUUCAAUUUCCAAAAUUGUGUUGUAAAACUUAAGCUAUUUAGUUUAUAUUUUGAUAUUUUUGUAAGGAACUUGCAUACUCCGAGAACUUCCACCUUUUAUUACUACUGGGAAAAUAAUUUAUCUUGCAAGAGUAUGUGCCAUAUUUUUUCAGGAAUUUUUUUUUUUUUUUUUUUUUUUCCUUUAUAUCUAUAUUUAAGCACCUAUUUAUACAUAUAUUCAUAUAAUUUUUUAUUAUGAAUAUCAGCUGCUUCACAUUCAUUUCAAGGUUUAUGGUAAUGAUAAGCAUCUUCUGCCUCAACACUAAUUGAAAGAACUGGAAACUUUGGGGACUUGUUCUUCAGUAGAUUGUGUUCUUGGAUCUUGCUUAUUAAUCUUUGUAUCCCACUGGCAUUUAAAAAAAAAAAAAAGUUUUAUAACCUGAUGUGUCACUUAGGACUGAUUAUACCACUUUCAUAAUGGUCUAAAUAUAGGUUUUCUAUAUAUAUUUUUCAUUUUGCCUUUUUAAUCAGCCAUUCUCAUCCAUAUGUACAUCAUCAUUGUCAUAACAUUUAUUCUUCCUCUCCAUUCCUGACAUGCUGAUGUCGAGAUUGCAUCACCCAAUUUGCCUUUCCAUCAGCCCAGCCCAUCAUCUUUUUUCCACAUCAUGUCAUUUUAAUCAUAGUCAUAUCAUUUCAUCAUCCCUCCCUUUCCCUUCAUGUAAAAAAUGGGUCAUGUCACACUGUAACCAGACCUUAGGGCAGCCUCUGUAAAUGUUAAGUUCUUUCUUAUAUCUCGUCAUUAGCUCAGAUCACUUAUUCUGUAAACAGUUCCCCUCCAGAUUUCCCCCAGCAUUAUCAUCAUGUCAGUAAUCACUUGUCUUGAGAUCGAUCUUCAUUGUUACAAUUGUAGUGACACCCGUCUGCCAGACUGUCAUUCCACACACUCACCAUAAGUGUAUUUGUCUCUAGGAUUUACCAGGACUGCAUCCUUCUAUCUCAGUAUGAUUGGUCUCUCAUGCAUAAUCCUAGCCAUUCCUCCAUUCCCAAAUCCUGUGUUCUUUAAAAUUAAUCCAUUUUUGUUCCCCCUGUUCCUCCAUCCUCUUCCAACUUUCUGUUCUUAUAGCCAAUCAAUGUUUUCCUUGUGUUCCAGAUCACAGCCAGCUCACGCAUCUACUAAUAUAUCCCCCUCCUUUUUUCUUGUGUUCUCUCUCCAUGUCCACUUUUAAAAAUCUGAUUUCCAUGCUUAUCUCCAUGUCCCUAUGACUGUAAUCAUUCCUGUACAUAUUUAGAUCAAUACCUGUGUUGACAUAAAUCUCAUUCUGUUAAGUAACCUGCUACUAUAUUGUCUAAACAGGUCAAUGUACUGAAAUACCCAAAAUCUGUAGUAUCCUUCUUUUAGUCUUGAACCUUUUGCAACGUACAACUUUGUCCCAACUGUAGGAUGCGUUUCUAUGUUGUAUCCUUGAUAUUUUCCCUGAACAUAGCAUCCAAAAGGUCAUUAUAACUUGCUCCAAUGACCUUUAAUGCUCCAGUCUUUAACCACCAUGAACUCCCAGCACCAACUGCCUCCGAUCAGUUAACCUUUCCUUCGACUGCCAUACCCACCAUACCCACCUCUCACCCAUGUAAAUACCUCUCCACCAACUGAUUUCCUACCUUUAUCUCAUGAAAGGUCCCUUACAACUUCGGCUUUUUUUUAAUUGUCUGCAAUGUACAUAAGAGGCUGCUUGUCGAUCUCCCCUUAGUCAUUUGUAUAAAGAAUUUACAAAUUAAAGAGAAAAUAUGUACAUAAA
Molecule: messenger RNA, 8162 nt
Organism: Penaeus chinensis
Lineage: Eukaryota; Metazoa; Arthropoda; Malacostraca; Decapoda; Penaeidae
Product: palmitoyltransferase ZDHHC8-like
Exons: 9
Coding region: 1-2364 (787 amino acids)
Biological process (GO): protein palmitoylation
Molecular function (GO): palmitoyltransferase activity
Source: RefSeq, a predicted model, not a curated record